GUGAUUUUCCCUAUUCUAUAUAGUUAUAGCAAUGUCUUUCUUUUUUUUCUUUUUUUUCUCGGAACAACAGCUAUAAAAUCUUUUGCACUUCGCUUCCGUGUCUCUGCUAUUAUCAUCCGUGUCUGGUUCUAAAAAAAUGCUGUCUUCCCUAUCUUCCACAAUUUCCCGCCUAAAUCUGUUCUACCCGAAACCCUCAAUUCCUUACUCUCUGUCAUCAUGUCUCAAAACCCUUAAACCCCAACCAAUAAUCCCCAGAUGGUCACCUCUCCAUUCUCUAUCCACUCAUUCCACUUCAAGACUUUCAACUUCACUAAAACCCCAAUUCGAAACUUUGGUUUCUAAGGAUGAUCUUGUUGUUCUUGGAAUCGAAACUAGCUGUGAUGACACUGCAGCUGCUGUUGUGAGGGGCAAUGGUGAGAUUCUAAGUCAAGUUGUUUCUUCUCAGGCAGAUUUGCUUGCAAAAUAUGGUGGUGUUGCUCCUAAAAUGGCAGAAGAAGCACACUCCCAAGUUAUUGAUCAGGUCGUACAGGAAGCACUUGAUAAAGCUAAUUUAACAGCAACGAAUCUAUCUGCCGUUGCUGUUACAAUUGGUCCUGGUUUGAGCCUAUGUCUUCGCGUUGGUGUACGAAAAGCUCGUAAACUUGCUGGUAGCUUCAAUCUACCAAUCAUUGGCAUCCACCAUAUGGAGGCUCAUGCUCUAGUAGCCAGGUUAAUUGAACGUGAGUUGCAAUUUCCUUUCAUGGCCCUUCUUAUUUCAGGAGGACACAAUCUACUUAUCCUUGCUCAUGACCUUGGCCACUACAUACAACUUGGGACCACAAUUGAUGAUGCAAUUGGUGAGGCAUAUGACAAGACAGCAAAAUGGCUUGGUCUUGACAUGAGCAGGAGUGGUGGACCAGCCCUAGAGGAACUUGCUCGAGAGGGUGAUGCAGAAUCAAUAAAAUUUUCAACUCCAAUGAAACAGCAUAAAGAUUGCAACUUCUCGUAUGCUGGAUUGAAGACCCAAGUGAGGCUGGCAAUUGAAUCCAAAAACAUCAAUGCUGAAAUUCCCAUUUCUUCUGCAAGUAGCCAAGAUAGAAGGUCCCGAGCUGACAUUGCAGCUUCUUUUCAGCGAGUUGCAGUAUUGCAUUUAGAGGAAAGGUGUGACCGGGCAAUUGAAUGGGCAAGGAAGAUCGAGCCUUCAAUAAAGCAUUUGGUGGUCUCUGGAGGUGUUGCAUCAAAUCAGUAUGUCAGGGCUCGGCUUGAUCAUGUUGUGAAGAAGAACAGUCUUCAACUUGUUUGCCCUCCUCCAAAGCUUUGUACUGAUAAUGGUGUAAUGGUAGCUUGGACUGGCAUUGAACACUUCUGCAUGGGUAGAUUUGAUCCUCCACCCCCUGCAGAUGAACAUGAAGAUUAUAUGUAUGAUCUGCGGCCAAGGUGGCCGCUAGGAGAGGAGUACGCAGAAGGGAGAAGUGAAGCUCGCUCUUUGAGAACAGCUCGAAUUCAUCCAUCACUUACAUCUAUAAUUCAAGCGUCACUCCAACAGCAAUGAUACUGGUGGCUCUAAAUUCUACACAGGUCCUUGUGAUUAGCAGAGCAACAUGUUUGGACUGAUCAUCCAGUGCCUUGACGUUGAACUUCGCAACCUGAAUUGAGUUUCUGAUGUAUAGAUCUUGCGGGGAUACAAGUUAAAAUUUGGGAAAUGACACCAGCACGUUAUAACAGCUGUUGGAAAAAUUUAAACUGGGACUUCCGGUUCCUCCCUGUAAGAUGGUUAUUGUGUAAUUUUCAAUUGUUGGUGCUAAUUCAAAAGCUUUUAUCCAUUUAUCUGGACCUUAGGUGCGUAGCUUGAGCUCACUGUACAAUCUGUACAUCCUGGACAGCUUGUGUCUACAGUGUGCAUUAGUAAAAAGAAAAAAACAUAUCCCUAUUUUCUCACUGA
This is a messenger RNA of Populus trichocarpa (black cottonwood), 1921 nucleotides long. Its product is annotated as probable tRNA N6-adenosine threonylcarbamoyltransferase, mitochondrial. The record is from RefSeq and is a predicted model, not a curated record. Gene Ontology annotation, biological process: tRNA threonylcarbamoyladenosine modification. The transcript has 13 exons. The coding region runs from base 137 to 1531 and encodes 464 amino acids. NCBI's taxonomy places the organism in Eukaryota, Viridiplantae, Streptophyta, Magnoliopsida, Malpighiales, Salicaceae. Gene Ontology annotation, cellular component: mitochondrion.